AUGGCCCGGCCAUGGCCAGGCUCGGGGAGGCUCUGGGCGCUGGGCAGCGCCAUGCUGGGGACGUGCCUAGCCCGGGCGGCCGCCCAGCUGGUGGAGCCCAGCACAGCCCCCCCCAAGCCCAAGCCCCCUCCACUGACCAAGGAGACCGUGGUGUUCUGGGACAUGCGCCUAUGGCACGUGGUGGGCAUCUUUUCGCUCUUCGUGCUGUCCAUCAUCAUCACCUUAUGCUGUGUCUUCAACUGCCGAGUUCCACGCACCCGGAAAGAGAUCGAGGCCCGGUACCUCCAGAGAAAGGCAGCCAAGAUGUACACGGACAAGCUCGAGACCGUACCCCCCCUUAAUGAGCUCACAGAAAUCCCGGGAGAGGAGAAGAAGAAGAAGAAGAAGGACAGCGUGGACACGGUGGCCAUCAAGGUAGAGGAGGACGAGAAGAACGAAGCCAAGAAGAAGAAGGGGGAGAAAUGA
Molecule: messenger RNA, 465 nt
Organism: Perognathus longimembris pacificus (Pacific pocket mouse)
Lineage: Eukaryota; Metazoa; Chordata; Mammalia; Rodentia; Heteromyidae
Gene: Tmie
Product: transmembrane inner ear
Exons: 4
Coding region: 1-465 (154 amino acids)
Source: RefSeq, a predicted model, not a curated record